AAAAUUGGCAUGAAGCCCAAAGAGUAAAUUUUUAAUGUAAUGUUUUGAUCAACCUUCAUCAAAAUUCCAGUGAAAAUAUGACUUUUCCAAGUAAAUUAACUGCAAAAAAUGUGAUUUAGUACGUGUAGUUGGCAGCGCAAACACUAAAGAGCAUAAUGGAAGUAAUGGUAGGGCUGUCAAGGUAUUUGCGGCGAAAGGUUUUAGAAGUUCCUGUACGUGUUGUAACUUUACAUUGCGUGAACUACACAAGGCUAGCUGAGGUUGGCCGCUUAGAAGAACCAAAGUCUGAUGGAAAAUAUGACACAGGACAACUGUUUCUUCACAGAGUAUUUGGCUACCGUGGCGUCGUUCUUUUUCCAUGGCUUGCCAGAGUAUAUGAUAGAGAUGAGUCUGUCAGGAAGAGAGGAAACAGGAGUGUGCCAUCUCCUGGAUCGCCAUCUUCAGAUGUAAAAGGUCAGACACAGACCUUCUAUCAAGUUCUAAUUGACUCCAGGGAUUGCCCAUUCAUUCGAGCACAAACAGAGGCAGUUACGUUUCUUGGUAACCAAGACAGCAGUCGUAGCUUGUAUGCUAUACCAGGCUUGGACUAUGUAGCCCAUGAGGAUGUACUGCCAUAUACAACUACUGAAAAGCAGCCACUGCAUCAUGAACUGGUGGACAAAUUCUUGUCUCAUGUGCCAGACAGAGAUCCUCCAUUUGUAGGACUAGAAACUUUAGAUGCAUGGCAAAGAAAAAAUCAUCCAUGGCUUGAAUUGUCGGAUGUUCACAAGGAAACAACAGAAAAUGUUCGUGUGACAGUCAUACCUUUCUAUAUGGGUUCUAGAGAAUUUCAGACUGCUUCUGUUUAUUGGUGGCGAUACUGCAUACGUCUUGAGAAUCUUGGAAAAUUAUCAGUUCAGCUGCGGGAGCGGCACUGGCGAAUCUUCAGCCUGUCCGGUACACUGGAGACAGUGCGUGGACGUGGAGUGGUUGGCCAGGAACCUGUCCUCUCUCGGACUUCGCCAGCUUUCCAGUACAGCAGCCAUGUCAGUUUGCAGGCACCAUCAGGCCACAUGUGGGGCACCUUCCGUAUGGAGCGUGAAGAUGGAUUUUCAUUCGACUGUCGCAUCCCGCCCUUCCCACUUGAGAGCAAAAUAGAAGAGCAGCCACCAGCCUCAUCACCUACACAGGGAGCAGAAUGAAUUAGAGACUAAUUGUAUUUAUUGUACAGAUUUCAGUAAUUUAUUUGAAAAAACAAUUGUGCAAGUUGUAAUUUCUCAACUGUCCUUGCUGAUGCAAGUGAAUUAAAGAAUUGAAACUGUGGAUAGCCUGUGAAA
Schistocerca americana (American grasshopper) is the source of this 1316-nucleotide messenger RNA. RefSeq names its product polymerase delta-interacting protein 2 (gene POLDIP2). The record is from RefSeq and is a predicted model, not a curated record. Lineage: Eukaryota; Metazoa; Arthropoda; Insecta; Orthoptera; Acrididae. The transcript has 7 exons. Gene Ontology annotation, molecular function: DNA binding. Gene Ontology annotation, biological process: error-free translesion synthesis. Bases 156 to 1181 code for a protein of 341 amino acids. Gene Ontology annotation, cellular component: mitochondrial nucleoid; nucleus.